Molecule: messenger RNA, 7616 nt
Organism: Monodelphis domestica (gray short-tailed opossum)
Lineage: Eukaryota; Metazoa; Chordata; Mammalia; Didelphimorphia; Didelphidae
Source: RefSeq, a predicted model, not a curated record
GUUUGCAUUAGGAUGUUCAUUUAGAGCAGCAGUUCUCAACCUCUCAAUUUGUAGCAAUGAGAAUACAUAAUGCAUAUCAGGUAUUUACAUUCCAAAUCAUAACUGUAGCAAAAUUACAGUUUUGAAGUAGCCACCAAAAUAAUUUUUUGGUUUGGGGUCACUGCAACAUGAGGAACUGUAUUGUGGGGUCACGGCAUUAGAAAGGGUGAGAACCAUUGAUUUAGAGUAUACAACCCCAAUCAUAUCCCCCUCGACCCAUGUAUUCAAGCAGUUGCUUUCUUCGGUGUUUCUACUCUCACAGUUUUUCCUCUGACUGUGGAAAGUGUUCUUUCUCGUAAAUCCCUCCGGGUUUUUCAGGAUCACUGCAUUGCCACUAAUGGAGAAGUCCAUUACAUUUGAUUGUACCACAGUGUAUCAGUCUCUGUGUACAAUGUUCUCCUGGUUCUGCUCCUCUCACUCUGCAUCAGUUCCUGGAGGUCGUUCCAGUUCACAUAGAAUUCCUCCAGUUCAUUAUUCCUUUGAGCACAAUAAUAUUCAAUCACCAACAUAUACCACAAUUUGUUCAGCCAUUCCCCAAUUGAAGGGCACCCCCUCAUUUUCCAAUUUUUUGCCACCACAAAGUGUGACUAUAAAUCUUUUUGUACAAGUCUUUUUCCUUAUGAUCUCUUUGGGGUACAAGCCCAGCAGUGCUAUGACUGAAUCAAAAGGCAGGCAGUCUUUUAUUGCCCUUUGGGCAUAGUUCCAAAUUGCCCUCCAGAAUGGUUGGAUCAAUUCACAACUCCACCAGCAAUGAAUUAAUAUCCCAACUUUGCCACAUCCCCUCCAGCAUUCAUUACUUUCCAUAGCUGUCAUGUUAGCCAAUCUGCUAGGUGUGACGUGAUACCUCAAAGUUGUUUUGAUUUGCAUCUCUCUGAUUAUAAGAGAUUUUUUUCAUGUGCUUAUUAAUAGUUUUGAUUUCUUUAUCUGAAAAUUGCCUAUUCAUGUCCCUUGCCCGUUUAUCAAUUGGAGAAUGACUUGUGGUAUUUUUAGACUUGCGUUGGUACUAAAAAUAAACACAUUGGUAUCAAAAAUAUUCUGGCCUACACUCCCAGGAGAAUAAAAUUCCAAAUCCUCACAAAGAAAGGUGGGCAUGUGUAAAGAUGACCUUUGGCAGAGUCAGUCCUCCUUUCCCUAGGUAAGAGGAAACAGUGGAAGAAGCCACCAAUGCCUUUUCCCCAAAUCCAUCCCCUUUGGAGGAACACUGGGCUUCAGCGAGCCUCAAUUUGUCAGGAGAUAUGUGGUGAAGGGAGUUUUUCUACAGUGAUUGAACUGCUCAGGGGAGAUUACAUGUAACCUAUCUUGUGAAAGAAAAGUCAUAACUGGAGAAGUUUUCACUUCAUUUGCUUUGAUGAACAGUGAUUAUAACAUCCAACUCUUUGUAACUUCAUGGAUAACUGUCCAUGGGGUUUUCUUGGCAAAGAUACUAGAGUGGUUUGCUAUUUGCUUCAUAAGUGGAUUAAGACAAAUAGAGGUUAAGUGAUUUACAGUCACACAGAUUAGAAUCUGAGGCCAGAUUUGAACUUAAGUAUUCCAGAUUCCAGUUCUAGCACUCUAUAUCCACUGAGUUCCGAGGUGCCUCUUAAUGAUGAUGUUAGAAGACUUCAUUGCUAUGAAGAAAGAUAAGGGCAAACUGGUUACAAAAUUUUGGGUUCAGUAACAUCUUUACCCCAGGGCAAUUACUGAAGACCUGGUGUGGGAGUCCCCCAUAUGCUGCCCCUGAGCUCUUUGAAGGAAAGGAAUAUGAUGGGCCUAAAGUGGACAUUUGGAGCCUUGGAGUAGUCCUCUAUGUGCUCGUAUGUGGUGCCCUGCCAUUUGAUGGAAGCACCCUUCAGAAUCUUCGGGCCCGGGUACUGAGUGGAAAGUUCCGAAUUCCAUUUUUCAUGUCCACAGAAUGUGAGCACUUGAUCCGCCACAUGCUGGUGUUAGACCCAAGUAAGCGCCUCUCAAUGGAGCAGAUCUGCAAACACAAGUGGAUGAAGCUGGGAGAGGCUGAUCCCAACUUCGAAAGGUUAAUAAGUGAAUGCCAGCAUCUGAAGGUAGAAAGACAAAUGGAGCCUCUGAAUGAAGAUGUAUUGUUGGCCAUGGUGGAAAUGGGGCUGGACAAGGAGAGAACACUGCAGUCACUAAGGACAGAUGCCUAUGAUCACUACAGUGCAAUCUAUAGCCUACUGUGUGAUCGACUUAAGAGACAUAAGAACCUGCGUAUUGGAGCACCUCCCAGUGUACCACGGACCAUGACCUUCCCAGCACCAGCUGCUAUCCAGGCGGAGCAAGCAGGUACCACUGUAAGCAUCAACGUUCCCCAGGUGCAGCUUAUCAACCCAGAAAACCAAAUUGUGGAGACGGAUGGAACAAUGAACUUGGACAGUGAUGAAGGUGAAGAACCAUCCCCUGAAGCUCUGGUCAGGUACCUUUCAAUGAGGAGGCACACAGUGGGCGUCGCUGAUCCCCGCACGGAAGUCACAGAAGAUCUUCAGAAGCUCCUUCCUGGCUUUCCUCGGGUCAGCCCCCAGGCUCCAUUCCUCCAGGUGGCCCCUAACAUGAAUUUCGUGCACAACCUACUCCCUAUGCAAAAUUUGCAACCAACUGGGCAGUUAGAGUACAAGGAGCAGUCCCUGCUACAGCCUCCCACUCUACAGUUGCUGAAUGGAAUGGGCCCCCUUGGCCGGCGGGCAUCAGAUGGAGGAGCCAACAUCCAGCUGCAUGCCCAACAAUUGCUGAAGCGCCCAAGGGGACCCUCCCCUCUUGUCACCAUGACACCAGCAGUCCCAGCUGUUACCCCUGUGGAUGAGGAAAGCUCCGAUGGGGAGCCAGAUCAGGAAGCUGUACAGAGAUACUUGGCAAAUAGGUCCAAAAGACAUACACUGGCCAUGACCAACCCAACAGCUGAGAUUCCUCCGGACCUGCAGCGGCAGCUAGGACAGCAGCCUUUCCGUGCCCGGGUCUGGCCGCCUCACCUGGUACCCGAUCAGCAUCGCUCUGUCUACAAGGACUCCAACACCCUGCACCUUCCCACAGAGCGUUUUUCCCCUGUGCGCCGAUUUUCUGAUGGGGCUGCAAGCAUCCAGGCUUUCAAAGCUCACCUGGAGAAGAUGGGCAACCACAGCAGCAUCAAACAGCUGCAGCAGGAGUGUGAGCAGCUGCAAAAGAUGUAUGGGGGGCAGAUUGAUGAGAGAACACUCGAGAAGACUCAGCAGCAACAUAUGUUAUACCAGCAGGAGCAACAUCAUCAGAUUCUCCAGCAGCAAAUUCAGGAUUGUAUCCGUCCUCCUCAACCUUCUCCACCUCUUCAGGCUACAUGUGAAAACCAGCCAGCCCUUCUUACCCACCAGCUCCAGAGGUUACGGAUUCAGCCCUCGAGCCCUCCCCCUACCCACCCCAACAACCAUCUCUUCAGACAGCCCAGUAAUAGCCCUCCCCCUGUCAGCAGUGCCAUUCUUCAGUCUCAUGGUGCGGCCUCUCCUUCCCAGUUUCAAGGCUUGCCAUCCCGAAGUGCAAUCUUCCAGCAGCCUGGGAACUGUUCUCCUCCCCCCAAUGUGACACUGACCUGCAUGGGCCUACAGCAACCUGCCCAGUCUCAGCAGGUGACCAUCCAGGUACAAGAGCCACCUGACAUGCUGAGCAACAUGCCAGGGGCAUCAGCAGCUGGGCGGGGCAUGUCCCUCAACUCCUGUGCCAGUCAGAUUCAGAUGCAGCACCGUGCCAACCUGAUGGCCUCCCUCACCUAUGGGCACCGCCCAUUAUCCAAGCAACUGAGUGCCGACAGUGCAGAGGCCCACAGCUUGAACAUGAAUCGGUUUUCCCCUGCUAAUUAUGACCAGGCACAUUUACACCCCCAACUGUUCUCGGACCAGUCCCGGGCUUCCCCUACCAGCUACAGCCCAUCAGCAGGAGUGGGCUUUCCUCCAACCCAAGCCCUAAAAGUCCCUCCGCUCGACCAGUUCCCUACUUUCCCUUCCAGCGCACAUCAGCAGCAACAGCACUACACCACAUCGGCACUACAGCAGGCUCUGCUGUCCCCCACGCCGCCUGACUAUCCAAGACACCAGCAGGUACCCCACAUCCUCCAAGGACUGCUAUCCCCCCGGCACUCACUCACGGGCCACUCGGACGUUCGGCUGCCUCCGGCAGAGUUUGCACAGCUCAUUAAAAGGCAGCAACAGCGACAGCAGCAGCAGGAAUUACAAGAAUUGUUCAGGCAUAUGAACCAGGGGGAUGCUGGGAGCCUGGCUUCCAGCUUAGGGGGACAGAGUAUAUCGGAGUGCCAGGCUUUGUCUUUGCCUUAUCAAAACACUGACUCAUAUCACCACCAUCACCACCACCACCACCACCAUCACCACCAUACCAGCCCCCAGCAUCUUUUACAAAUCAGGGCACAAGAAUGUAUCUCACAGGUUCCCUCGCCCGCCCCGGCUCAUGGGUACGCACACCAGCCAGCGCUGAUCCACUCAGAGAGCAUGGAAGAGGACUGCUCGUGUGAAGGGGCCAGGGAUUGCUUUCCAGACAGUAAGAGUUCAAACACUUUGACCAAAGGUUGCCAUGAGAGCCCCCUGCUAUUGAACACAGGUGGGCCUGGAGACCCUGAAUCUUUGCUAGGAACUGUAAGCCAUGCACAGGAAAUGGGAGUGCAUCCAUAUCGACAUCAGCCAGUGACUGGAUUCAGUAGAAAUAAAGUGCCCAGCAGAGAAUCUGUCAUAGGGAACUGUAUGGACAGAAGUUCUGCUGGACAAGCUAUGGAGCUACCUGAUCAUAAUGGGUUGGGUUACUCAACACGCUCCACUGUCAAUGAGCAUCACAGGCCCCGGACCCUACAGAGACAUCACACUAUCCAGAACAGCGAUGAUGCCUAUGUGCAGCUGGAUAACCUGCCUGGAAUGAGUCUCAUGGCUGGAAAAGCACUGAGCUCUGCUCGAAUGUCAGAUGCUGUCCUCAGUCAGUCUUCGCUCAUGGGGAGCCAGCAGCUUCAGGACAGGGAGAGUGAGGGCUGUAGGGAGACUUUGGAAGGUCAAGAGCCCUCAGACCUGACCGACGGCAGCCAGCACUUACACAACUCUUGUUAUCCAUCUACAUGUAUUACAGACAUUCUACUGAGCUACAAGCAUCCAGAGGUCUCCUUCAGCAUGGAGCAGGCUGGGGUGUAACAAGAAGCUAGGAGUUUUGUGUACAGCUUGGGAAUUUUAAAAGUUCAUUUUAAACCCACAGUAUCUAGCAGCAUCGCGCCAAAUUGCCAUUGUAUUUCUCCCCAGCUGGAACAUCACAGCUCCUUUCCUCCUAUCCAGUCCAUCAGUGUGCUGUUCCUUGGGGUUCAGAGGGUGUUCUACCAUGUUUGCCUGUAUGACCAAGCCACCGAGGAAAUAAACGGGAAAUGAGAGUUCUCCACUUUUGGCAAAAGUGUAUUUGAGUUUUGUGUUUUCUUUUGGAGGCUGUUUUUCUUUUCUGCUUUUUCAGACAGGAGGGAUGAUCAGGGUGUGGAUGGAUGCCUAGGGUCUCUGAGCCACCACCCAAAGCAGUCCUCCCAGAAGGCCCCUCAUCCCUGCCAGCAUUGUCCAAUGCCAGGAACAGAUAGGAGAGGACAGGACAGCCACCUCUAGAAUCUACAUGUCAGGAGAAUGGAUGGGAAGUGGGGAUAGGGUGGGAUCUAGCAUUGGUAAGCAAUAAGCAAAGUUUAGGAGACCCUUAGCUGUGAGUCUUCACUGCUGAUACCCACCAAAAAGAUUUGCCCAGCCUGGCAGGCUAUUAACAGAGAGCCAAAGUCCUAUCAGAAUCUUAGUAUUGAGGCUGAGAGUAGCCUGGAGCAAGAUAAGUCUCACUUCACCUUCUUUGGGGAGCUUGUUUGUGGCACAGAACCCCUCAUCACCACCAGAACUGGUUGCCUUUACCAUCCCUUUGGUAAACCAUUCCUUCUACCCACAGACAACUAGAACGCCCAAGAGUGGUGCAAUCUGCUUUUUGUGGCAUCUUUCAUUCUCAUUUUUUAUUGCGCUAAAAGGAUGGUUUCUCCUUUUAUAUAUGUGUGUGUAUGUAUAUGCACAUAUAUGUGUGUGUGUAUAUGAAUAUACACACAUAUAUUUUCAUAUAUAUACAUAUAUAGAGAUAUAUUUACCUUUUCCUUUCAAAUUCUGCCCUCCCUUCCAGCCUCCUUGCCACAGCAAGAACAGGAGGUUCUGUUGGAUCCCUCCUCACUCCCUACCUCCCACCAUCCUCAGCCCCCUUUUUCUUCUUGAUCAUGUAGGAAUUGUUUUUGGUAAAUGUUGUUAUUGUUAUUAUUAUUAUUGUUAUUAUUAUUAAUAAAGACAAAAGGAAUUUCUGUUUAAAAGAGAAAUGUUUAACUAGAUUCUGUUCUAUUUGAAUUGUGACUUGCACCUUUGUUCAAAAGUAUUUUAUUUCCUUUAAUGACACUGUAAUUGUGAGCACUUCUUACUGGUGCCAGUGACACAUGUCAUGGUCUCCUUUCCCCAGAAGAUGCAGUACAUACUCCGUGGCUCUCAUUUGUCAUUCUCUUUGCUUUGCUUUACUAUUAGAAACCAAAGCCUUCUCCACUGGCGGGGGCUGGGAGAGUACAUGGGCUUAUCGCCUUUUGAACAUUUGGUUUUUGUUUUGUUUUGUUUUGGGUGUGUGUGUGUGUGUGUGUGUGUGUGUGUGUGUGUGUGUGUGUGUGUGUGUUUGUAAAUGAGACUUGACUUGACCCUUUCUUUUUUUCCUUUGGAGAAAGGAGAGGAAAAUAUCCCAAUAUCUCCUAAGACCUUCUCCCAAAUUUGCACAGAAGGAAAUGUGAGACCAGCAUAGCCAGUGCAAGGUUACCUCUCCUCACUCCCACCUCAGAUCUCAACCCCUCCUUGCCCCCACCUUUAACUAACAUGGAAUCAGUCUUCAGUUGGAAAAAGAACAUUGGAAAACCCAGAGCUCUGGCAGUAGCUCCCGACAAAUGGAUUUCUACAGGAUGGAGAGCUUGUUUGGGUUUCUCCCAGGUCCAUUUCUUUUACCUGUCCAGGGGUGAGAUCCCAGUUUCUACUCUAAUUGUGACAACUUUACCUGCCUAGCAGGAAGGUACCAAGAAAACGCUGAAAGCAUUUGUUUGACUUUUCCAUAUCUGUUCUAUCUGUCAUUGUUACUCGAUUCCUUACUGCCUCCUCCCCUCCCCCCCCCAACUCUGUUUUGUUUACAUGAUAUUGUAUUUCUGGGAAAGCAAACUGCCACCCUCUAGCAAAUCCAGAUGAAAGCCAGUGAGUCAAUUAAUUGUGCCAUCUUGUAUACCACACUUUUUUUUAUUAUUAUUGCUUUGUAUUGUAGUAACCAAUACACCCAGUAUAUGUUGAAUGUACAUUAAUAUACUUUGCUAUUACUUCUGUUCUUUGGAAAUGUCACAAGUAUUUUUUUUUCUUUCUCAUUUAUGUUGGACUGAAAAAGGGAAAAAAAAAUAAUUUAACAAAACCCACCACCAGACCCAAGUUGCAAUCAGAAGACCUUUAGUUCACUGGUUUUUUGGGGGGUUUGGGGGGUUUUUUUGUGGGGCACUUACAGUUAACCUAGUUGAACAGUGGGGGAUCAUGAUAAAUAAAAACCUGAUUAUGAUCUUA